CUUACCUCCCAAUCUUCAUGCCUCAAAAUGACAUCUUCCUCCUAUCCCACUCCACCACUCGUCUCCCUCAUCUCAGGCGGCAUCGCCGGCGGCGUAGAAGGCUUCCUAACCUACCCCUUCGAAUUCGCCAAAACCCGCAUCCAACUCCGCAGCUCCUCGCCUCGCUCCCCCCUCCCACGGAACCCCUACAGCAUCGUGCUAACCAUCUACCGGACCGAGGGUCUGCGCGCUCUGUACAAAGGCUGCGGAGCCCUCGUUUUCGGCUCGGUAGGCAAAGACGCUGUCCGCUUCCUGAGUUUCGAUACCGUGAAAAAUGCGUUCCGGGAUAAAGAGACGGGGACGUUGACGCCGGCGCGGAAUAUGCUGGCUGGUAUGACGGCGGGAGUCGUGGCGAGUGUAUGUGCUGUGACGCCUACGGAACGAAUCAAAACGGCGUUAAUCGACGACGCGAGGUCAGCGAAAAGAUAUAAGUCGACGGUUCAUUGUAUUAGGCUUAUUGUCCAAGAAGAUGGGUUUAAAGGACUGUAUAGAGGGUUGGCGGGAACGACACUGAAACAGGCAUCAGCGACGAGCUUUCGGAUGGGGAGUUAUAAUAUUAUUAAGGAUUUUGAGGAGAAGAGGGGUGUGGAGCAGAGUACGGGGGUUAAUUUUUUGAAUGGAGCGGUGGCGGGGACGGUGACGACGCUGUUGAGUCAGCCGUUUGAUACGGUGAAGACGAGGAGUCAGGCAGCGGAGGUUACGACUACGGUGCAGGCUAUUCAGAGUGUGUUAAAAGAGGAUGGGGUGAGGGGCUUUUGGAGGGGGACAGUGAUGAGGUUGAGUAGGACGGUUUUUAGUGGUGGAAUUCUGUUUACGACUGCAGAGGCUGUGUCGAAGGUUAUCACUCCAUUGCUGGCUCGGUGAUAAUUGAUCGUUGUGGUUGCAAGAUGGGCUAUCAGAAAAAGAAAGUACCAAGAGGUUACAAGUUACAGAGCGAGGUCAGAUAUUUAUACCCAUUAGAAUAUCGGUUGCAGCUUGCAUAGAUAGACAGAUUCGAUAGACAAGACUUAUUACUUCUCGCUGCGCUAG
Messenger RNA from Mollisia scopiformis, 1068 nucleotides. Its product is annotated as mitochondrial carrier. The coding region runs from base 28 to 903 and encodes 291 amino acids. The record is from RefSeq and is a predicted model, not a curated record. Gene Ontology annotation, biological process: mitochondrial citrate transmembrane transport. Lineage: Eukaryota; Fungi; Ascomycota; Leotiomycetes; Helotiales; Mollisiaceae. The transcript has 2 exons.